CUAGGCAGUAUAUAAAGGGAGGCAUCACCUUCACCCUCUUUAUCUAUCUCUCUCCCAAACUCUCUCCUAGCAUCCACAGACGAGUAGGAAGAGACCACCGUGCGUGGGGAGAGAGAAGUGGACGCUUUCCAUCAUCAAUGGCUGCUCUCAGGAGUUGCUUGAAGAGAAGCUCCCAGACCCGCCACAGUCAUGAGCUCCUGAUGCCGCUCCGAUCGCUCUUCUCGACGGAAGCCGUCGCGUCGGGCUCCCCUUCCUUCGCGCAGCGUCUCCGAGACCUCCCCAAGGACCUCCCGGGGACCAAAAUCAAGACCCACGUCUCUCAGCUGAUUGGAAGAACUCCCCUGGUAUUUCUGAACAAAGUCACCGAAGGAUGCGGGGCUUAUGUUGCAGUCAAGCAAGAGAUGAUGCAGCCUACGGCCAGCGUCAAAGACAGGCCCGCACUUGCGAUGAUCGAAGAUGCCGAAAAGAAGAACUUGAUCAGUCCCGGGAAGACGACUUUGAUAGAGCCGACUUCGGGGAACAUGGGGAUCAGCCUGGCUUUCAUGGCGGCCAUGAAAGGGUAUAAGAUGGUCCUAACGAUGCCCUCUUACACAAGCUUGGAGAGGAGGGUCACCAUGAGGGCGUUCGGCGCCGAGUUGAUCCUCACCGAUCCCACCAAGGGAAUGGGCGGGACGGUCAAGAAGGCUUAUGAACUCUUAGAAUCCACUCCAAAUGCUCAUAUGCUGCAACAGUUUGCGAAUCCGGCCAAUACUCAGGUGCAUUUUGAGACUACUGGUCCUGAGAUAUGGGAGGAUACGAAUGGACAAGUAGACAUUUUCGUGAUGGGGAUUGGCAGCGGCGGCACCGUGUCGGGUGUCGGGCAAUAUCUCAAGUCCAAAAAUCCUAAUGUCAAGAUAUAUGGACUUGAGCCUACUGAAAGUAAUGUCCUUAAUGGCGGCAAACCUGGACCCCAUCAUAUCACCGGCAAUGGUGUCGGAUUCAAGCCGGAUAUCUUGGACAUGGAUGUAAUGGAGGAAGUUCUCAUGGUUUCCAGUGAAGACGCGGUGAAUAUGGCGAGGCAAUUGGCAUUAAAGGAGGGAUUGAUGGUUGGAAUAUCUUCUGGAGCUAACACUGUCGCUGCUCUCAGACUCGCGCAAAGGCCAGAGAACAAAGGCAAGCUUAUUGUGACCAUUCAUCCAAGUUUUGGGGAAAGAUAUUUGUCGUCGGUCCUGUUCCAGGAGUUGAGGGAUGAGGCCGAGAAGAUGCAACCGGUUUCGGUCGACUGAGGCGGGUUCUUCACUAGGAGAGUCGCACAGCAUUUUGAUUAACAAACCUAGAUGAAGAAAAUGCUUGCGCGAACUGCCGUUCGUGCAGCUAAACAUGGGUCUCUUGUCACUCUUGCCUCUGUGUACUUGGUGAUUUUAUGUUUUUAUUUGGACUAAGUGUCGAAUCUUCCUCAAUAAUAAUACGCGCGAGGUCGAAAUUACACAUGCCA
Messenger RNA from Syzygium oleosum, 1474 nucleotides. Its product is annotated as bifunctional L-3-cyanoalanine synthase/cysteine synthase 1, mitochondrial. Bases 138 to 1265 code for a protein of 375 amino acids. Gene Ontology annotation, cellular component: cytoplasm. The record is from RefSeq and is a predicted model, not a curated record. The transcript is spliced from 10 exons. NCBI's taxonomy places the organism in Eukaryota, Viridiplantae, Streptophyta, Magnoliopsida, Myrtales, Myrtaceae. Gene Ontology annotation, molecular function: cysteine synthase activity.